CUAAAAUAAUUCAAGAAUCUCAGAUGUAAACAAAAGUGAUUUUCACAAUUGUCUAUCCACACUCACACCGCAAAAAUGGCAGCCCUCUGUCGCAAUGUCACAAAGUUGAUUUUACGCGAAAAACGACCGAUUUGUGCUAUAUUAGUAAGAAAUUCCAAGUAUGACAGCAGAUAUAUAGAGAACAUAAAAACAUUAGAAGAACUAAAGCAACCGAUUCCACCAGGUGAUAUCCGGCACUAUAAAAAGAUAAAAGCUGCAGUCACAGAUGACAACUCUUUUACAGACUUUGACCCUGUUGUUCAGAAGUUCAUAAACAUGAUGGUGAAAGGAGGAAAUAAAGCAUUAGCAAGGUCUCAUCUUGAAGAGGCAUUUGAGGUUGUGAAAAGAGCUCAGUUAGAAAGUUAUCAUAAAGCUAGUAGUGAAGAGAUGAAAGCAACUAUUGAACUAGAUCCAGUCGUAGUAUUUCACCAAGCCCUUGAAAAUGGCGAACCUUUACUUAUAAUAACAAAAGUUGUCAAAAGUGGUCAAACUUAUAUGGUACCAAUCGCAGCAUCAGAUAAAAGAAAGAAGUUUUUUAGUAUGAAGUGGUUGAUUGAGGCUGGAAUGGAAAAAGAUAGGUCAAAGAGAUUUUAUCAACAACUUGGGGAAGAAAUUGUAGCAGCCUAUUAUCAUAAA
Molecule: messenger RNA, 675 nt
Organism: Ruditapes philippinarum (Manila clam)
Lineage: Eukaryota; Metazoa; Mollusca; Bivalvia; Venerida; Veneridae
Product: small ribosomal subunit protein uS7m-like
Biological process (GO): translation; ribosomal small subunit assembly
Cellular component (GO): ribosome
Molecular function (GO): rRNA binding; mRNA binding; structural constituent of ribosome
Source: RefSeq, a predicted model, not a curated record